AUGGGAUCGGCGUUGCUAUGUCUCCAUUCUCGUCGGCUCGUCGCCGCUCUCGCCGCCGCCGCCGCCAUGUCGCCGCUCACCCGCUCGCUGCUCGCGCUCGCCGCGCUACUCGCUGUGUCAAACGCUAAAAUCACGCUCGUCGAUUUAGGACUGGGAGCAAAAUGCGUUAAAUUUAUCAUAGAGAUUCCGCCAAGACCUAUGCCUUAUCAACCUUCGGACCAUGGUUCUAGAUUUACGAUGAUGAGUGACGGGCACAGCCAACCACUGACAGUGAUUCCCAACAAAUGUGUGGGGUACAACGAAGAGGUAGCCAGGCAGACGGUGGAGGUGUGCAACGAGUACCCCACCCCUUACGGACCCCAACCCUUACCACCGACAGUACAGGCCCUCGCUAACAACGUGCUAUCACCUGUUUUCGCGUCCUGUGGCGAGGACACUGAGUGUGAACCUCUGCUUUGGAAAAUCGAGCAGGACUGCAGAGUUUCUGUUAGACAACUUAUCUCAAGUCUCAACUAAUAGAUGGAGGUUUGGAGG
This is a messenger RNA of Cydia strobilella, 534 nucleotides long. RefSeq lists its product as uncharacterized. The record is from RefSeq and is a predicted model, not a curated record. The transcript has 3 exons. Lineage: Eukaryota; Metazoa; Arthropoda; Insecta; Lepidoptera; Tortricidae. The coding region runs from base 1 to 516 and encodes 171 amino acids.